GUGCAUGAAGGAUAAAAAGCUAGAAUUGGGAGUUUCCGGAGAAAAAAUGGUGGAAAAUAGAGAGAAAUAUGUAGGAAACAAGGAAAAUGGAAUAUAUGUAUCAACAAUGAGAACAAAGGAGAAACAAGAAGAGAAGAAGGUAGGGAAACGUAUGAAGAGAAUAGUAGAAUCGGAGGAGGAGUCAAGUAGUAGCGAAAAAACGAAAAAAUCAUUAAAAAAGAGUAAAAAGAUGAAUAAGAAGGAAAAUAUAAAGACAAUUGAAUGUGAUUCAGAGUAUUUUAAUACAGGAAACGAGAAUUUGUAUAGAGAAAAACCGACGUUUACAUUAGAUCAAAAUAUGAUAAAUAAUUAUGAAAAGAAUAAGUCAAUGACAAAGGAAAUGGUUAAUUCAAUUAGGGAAAAAAAGUCAAAAAAAAUACUAAAAUCAAAGCAAUCAAAUAAUUUGAAAAAUGAAACAUCGGAAAAUAUAGAGAUUAAAAAAGAAAUAGAUGAGAAAUCUAUAAAAACAGAAAAGAAAUUAAAGAAAAAACAUAAAAGUCAAGAAAAAGAAUUAAACUCUGAAGAAUUGAAGAAUGAAGAAUCGUUACGAUCAAAAGAAGAGGAAGAAGAUUAUAAAUGGUGGGAACAACAGCAAGGAGAUGGAACAAUUAAAUGGAAAACAUUAGAACAUAAUGGUGUUUUAUUUCCUCCUCCAUAUGAACCUCUUCCUUCCUAUGUUAAAAUGAAAUAUAAAGGAGAGCCAAUUAGUCUUCCACCAGAAGCAGAAGAAGUUGCAGGUUUUUUUGGUGCAAUAUUAUCUUCAGAACAAUAUGUAAAGAAUCCUACUUUUCAGAAAAACUUUUUCCAUGAUUUUCAAGAAACAUGUAAAAAAACAAAUGCGCCAGUGAUUCCAGAAAAGUUUGAAUACUGUGAUUUUACACCAAUGUUUGAAUAUUUUGAAAAGAAAAAAGAAGAAAAAAAAAACAAGUCUAAAGAGGAGAAGAAGAAAAUAAAAGAGGAGAAGGAUGCAUUAGAAGAGAAAUAUAAAUAUUGUUUUCUUGAUGGAAGGAAAGAAAAAGUAGGUAAUUUUAGAAUUGAACCUCCUGGAUUAUUUCGUGGCCGAGGAGAUCAUCCUAAAACAGGGAAAUUGAAGACAAGGGUUGUUCCGGAACAGGUUAUUAUUAAUAUAGGAAAGGACUCUGUUAUUCCUUCUCCACCUCCUGGACAUAAUUGGAAAGAAGUACGUCAUGAUAAUACAGUAACCUGGCUUGCUACAUGGAAUGAAAAUGUGAAUAAUAAUGUAAAAUAUGUAUUUUUAAGUGCAGGAAGCUCUUUAAAAGGCCAGAGUGACUUAAAAAAAUAUGAAAAAGCUAGAGAGCUUAAGCUAUAUAUUGAUAAUAUUAGAAAACAGUAUCGGAAAGAACUUGAAGAUAAACUUAUGGAAGUUCGUCAAAGGGCAACUGCCAUGUAUUUGAUUGAUUUAUUUGCUCUUAGAGCAGGAAAUGAGAAAGGCGAAGAUGAAGCAGAUACUGUGGGAUGUUGCUCACUAAGAUAUGAACAUAUAUCUCUGAGUCCACCGAAUACUGUAGUCUUUGAUUUUCUUGGCAAAGAUUCUAUAAGAUAUUAUAAUGAAGUACAAGUUGAUCCACAAGUUUUUAAGAAUUUAAAAAUUUUUAAGCGAUCUCCUAAAACAGAAGGAGAUAUGCUUUUUGAUCGUCUUAAUACUUCUAAAUUAAACAAUCAUUUGACAAGUUUAAUGCCUGGUUUAUCUGCUAAAGUAUUUCGUACUCACAAUGCAUCAUAUACGAUGUCAGAACAACUCAAAAAUACACCUAAAGAUGCUUCUAUAUCAGAUAAGGUAUUGGCAUAUAACAGAGCAAAUCGUAUGGUGGCUAUUCUUUGUAAUCAUCAGCGCACGAUUAGCAAAACGCAUAGUGCACAGAUGGAAAGAAUAGAGGAUAAGAUUUUGGCAUUAAAAUAUCAAAAAAUAAGAUUACGCAAAGCUAUUUUGACUUUAGACCCUAAAUUGGAAAAGAGUAGGCCAGAUUUAUCUGAAGCAGUUUCGGAUAUUGACGAAGAUUGGAUCAAAGAACAUCAAAAAGUUUUAAUAGAAAAAGAAUAUGAUAAAAUUAAAAGGAAAUUCCAAAAAGAUAAUGAAAAACUUAUAAGUCAAAAUGAAACUCCAAUGCCAGAAAGUCGUUUAGAAAAAUUCCUUGAAAAAAUAAAUGAAAUGAAAGAAGAAUUCAAAAUAGAAAAUGAAAAAGGCAGAGUUGAAUCAAAAACAAGAGGUAUAACAAUAGAGAAAUUGGAUUUACAAAUUAAAAAGAUUAACGAACGAAUUCAUCAAAUGAAGGCAUUAAUGAUUGAUAAAGAUCAAAACAAAACUACAGCUUUGGGAACGUCAAAAAUAAAUUAUAUUGAUCCUCGAUUAACAUAUGCAUGGUGCGCAAAAUAUGGCGUUAAUAUCGAACGUGUAUUUACAAAGACUUUACGUGAAAAAUUUGCAUGGGCCGCUUCAACAACUGCUGAUUGGGAAUUCUAAAUCAAAAAUUACAACUAUUUCCAUUCCUAUUUUAUUAUAAAUAAUU
Molecule: messenger RNA, 2567 nt
Organism: Pneumocystis carinii B80
Lineage: Eukaryota; Fungi; Ascomycota; Pneumocystomycetes; Pneumocystales; Pneumocystaceae
Exons: 10
Coding region: 5-2521 (838 amino acids)
Biological process (GO): DNA topological change; DNA replication; chromosome segregation
Cellular component (GO): nucleolus; chromosome
Molecular function (GO): DNA binding; DNA topoisomerase type I (single strand cut, ATP-independent) activity
Source: RefSeq, a predicted model, not a curated record